GCAGGCCCCGCCUCCUCGCUGGGCCCCGCCUCGCCGCCACCACGGGAUCCGGGCCCCGGGCACCCCGCCCUCGUCCUCUCGUGGAGCCGGAGGCGACCGUAGCAUGGAGGGGGAGAGUACGUCGGCAGUGCUCUCGGGCUUUGUGCUCGGCGCACUCGCCUUCCAGCACCUCAACACGGACUCGGACACGGAAGGUUUUCUUCUUGGGGAAGUAAAAGGUGAAGCCAAGAAUAGCAUUACCGAUUCCCAAAUGGAUGAUGUUGAAGUUGUUUAUACAAUUGACAUUCAGAAAUAUAUUCCAUGCUAUCAGCUUUUUAGCUUUUAUAAUUCUUCAGGUGAAGUAAACGAGCAAGCACUGAAGAAAAUAUUAUCAAAUGUCAAAAAGAAUGUGGUAGGUUGGUACAAAUUCCGUCGUCACUCAGAUCAGAUCAUGACGUUUAGAGAGAGGCUGCUUCACAAAAACUUGCAGGAGCAUUUUUCAAACCAAGACCUUGUUUUUCUGCUAUUAACACCAAGUAUAAUAACAGAAAGCUGCUCUACUCAUCGACUGGAACAUUCCUUAUAUAAACCUCAAAAAGGACUUUUUCACAGGGUACCUUUAGUGGUUGCCAAUCUGGGCAUGUCUGAACAACUAGGUUAUAAAACUGUAUCAGGUUCCUGUAUGUCCACUGGUUUUAGCCGAGCAGUACAAACACACAGCUCUAAAUUUUUUGAAGAAGAUGGAUCCUUAAAGGAGGUACAUAAGAUAAAUGAAAUGUAUGCUUCUUUACAAGAGGAAUUAAAGAGUAUAUGCAAAAAGGUAGAAGACAGUGAACAAGCAGUAGAUAAACUAGUAAAGGAUGUAAACAGAUUAAAACGAGAAAUUGAGAAAAGGAAACGAGCACAGAUUCAGGCAGCACGAGAGAAGAACAUCCAAAAAGACCCUCAGGAGAAUAUUUUUCUUUGCCAAGCAUUACGGACCUUUUUUCCAAAUUCUGAAUUUCUUCAUUCAUGUGUUAUGUCUUUAAAAAGUAGACAUGUUUCUAAAAGUAGCUGUAACAUCAACCACCACCUCGACAUAGUAGACAAUCUGACCUUAAUGGUAGAACACACUGACAUUCCUGAAGCUAGUUCAGCUAGUACACCACAAAUCAUUAAGCAUAAAGCCUUAGACUUAGAUGACAGAUGGCAAUUUAAGAGGUCACGGUUGUUAGAUACACAAGAUAAACGAUCUAAAGCAGAUACUGAUAGUAGUAACCAAGAUAAAGCGUCCAAAAUGAGCAGCCCAGAAACGGAUGAAGAAAUUGAGAAGAUGAAGGGUUUUGGUGAAUAUUCACAGUCUCCUACAUUUUGAUCCUUUUAACCUUAAAAGGAGAUUUUUUUUAUUUGGCUGAUGGGUAAAGCCAAACAUUUCUAUUGUUUUUACUAUGUUGAGCUACUUGCAGUAAGUUCAUUUGUUUUUACUGUGUUCACCUGUUUGCAGUAGUACACAGAUAAGUCUUAGUGCAUUUAUUUCACAAAGUGCUUUUUCAAACAUGAGAUGCUUUUAUUUCCAAACCUUUUUUUUCACCUUUCACUAAGUUGUUGAGGGGAAGGCUUACACAGAAACAUUAUUUAGAAUUGGAAAAGUGAGACCAGGCACAGUGGCUCACACCUGUAAUCCCAGCACUUAGGGAAGACAAGGCAGGAGGAUUGAGGCCAGGAGUUAGAGACCAGCCUGGGCAACGUAUUGAGACCCAUCUCUAUUAAAAAAGAAAAAAUUGGAAAAUCAAGAAUAGCCUUAUUUUCACAAUAUGGAAGGAAAUUUAUAUGAAAA
This is a messenger RNA of Mandrillus leucophaeus (drill), 1795 nucleotides long. It is a transcript of the gene ABRAXAS1, whose product is annotated as family with sequence similarity 175, member A. Gene Ontology annotation, cellular component: nucleus. The coding region runs from base 104 to 1333 and encodes 409 amino acids. NCBI's taxonomy places the organism in Eukaryota, Metazoa, Chordata, Mammalia, Primates, Cercopithecidae. Gene Ontology annotation, biological process: attachment of spindle microtubules to kinetochore; protein K63-linked deubiquitination; mitotic spindle assembly. Gene Ontology annotation, molecular function: microtubule binding; polyubiquitin modification-dependent protein binding. The transcript has 9 exons. The record is from RefSeq and is a predicted model, not a curated record.